UGUUCCAUCAUGAUUGUCUAUAUGAAGAAGUUUUUAUUUUGCAUCCCCCUGCGGGUGGGCAACAUUUUCAUUGGUUACUUUUGCCUCGUGCGCGGCUUUUGCAAUGUUUAUUUGGUAAUUUAUCUGUUCCCAAUGCUCUGUAAGCGCAUGGUCUGGGUAUGGUUUCUGCAAUCGCAGGUUAAUUGCAUUGCUGGCGUUCUGCUGCUCGCUGUCACCUUCCAGCCUCAUCUGCUGAACUAUAUGCUGCCCAUACAAAUCGUUGUUAAAUUAUCAAGUACAAUUAUCGAAUUGUCAUUCUACCUAUUGAUGAGUAGUUCUGGUCUGUCAUCUCCACUGUUAGUCGGAUACUCUGCGGCCUCAAUUAUAAUUAAUCUAUAUUUUGUGAUUGUUAUUUUCUCCUUCUAUCACGAGACGGAUCGUAAAUAAGACUGUGAAGCUAUACCGCUCUGCUGACUGUCAGGGUUUUCUCUUAUCACGACUAGCAGAGAAAGAAGAAGAAAAAACGGUAGUUCAUGCGGUCAACGUCAGCGCAGACAUAAUCACAGCGUGUAGCAUUUUGUGCCAUGAUUAAACGCAAAUUUAUUAGGCAAAUGUUGCGCAAUUGCUGGAAACUCUAAAAACUUCAAGUCGCGAGCAUAAAUCGUGCGGGGCCAAUUGUCACCAGGCUCCGAUGCGGACUACCAAACUGCAAACUGCAGCUAGAGGCUUCAACUUGCGGCGACUAUUGGCUUAAUUAUCGUCGCACCGUUGCGCUACAUGCGUGCUAAUUGAGUGCGGCCAGCCAACUGACCAACUGACCAACUGAGUUGGAGUUGGAGCUGGAGCUGGAGCUGGAGCUGGACAUGGCGUCGAUGUCCACGUCCUGCUAUGAUAACAACAACGCGACGACAAACGCACGCUGUGCCCCAAAAUGAAAAUUAUGUUGCAAUCCUCUCUCGAUGCCCAAUGCUCAAGUGUCUGGUGGCCAGAGCCCCACACACACACACUGCUGCGCUGGCUCACUGGCUCACUGGCUCACUGAUCGGUGGGGGCCUUAAUUAAUUUCGUUGAUUAAUUGAAAGUGCGCCUUGACUUGGUUGCUUUAUUUUUAUUUAUUUAUAUUUUUUCUCUUUUUUUUUUUUCCUGCUUGCAGCCUCUUAUCUGCCUGGGCUGUUGGCAGUGCAAAGUUGAAGGCAAGUAUGAAAAAUGUUGCAACAAAAAAACUGAAACCAAAACAGACAUAUUCGGGCUUGUUGCUGGUCUGUUUCGGUAGUAUGUUGAGGGCGUUGCCGUGGCUGCAGCCCUUUGGCCCAUUACUCUUAGCCCGGCCGAAUCGAUUAUGGCAAAAAUUAUGUCUGACCGCAGGGUAAGGGCCGCAGCAGCAACUUUAGUUACAAUCACAAUUACAAUUCGAUAAUGUUCAAUAAAUUUGCUGUUGGCUUUAAGCUUUACUUACAGUUA
Molecule: messenger RNA, 1440 nt
Organism: Drosophila arizonae
Lineage: Eukaryota; Metazoa; Arthropoda; Insecta; Diptera; Drosophilidae
Source: RefSeq, a predicted model, not a curated record